UUUGUGAGAGAGUGUUAUUGUUAUUGUUGUUGUUGUGUUACGAUUCUUCUUCCUUUUUAAAAUUAAAAAAAAAAAAGGUUUUUUAAAAUGUCUGUUUCGGAUUUUUUAUUUUGAUUUUCUCUAUUAUUAUUAUUGGCGUUGUUUGUUGCUAUUAAUUAAAUUCUGGUGCUAAAUUGAGAGAACUGUGGGUGUGUGUGUGACAGAGAGAGAGAGAGAGAGAGAAGAAAGAGGAAUCAGGUUAGCUCCUUUGAAUUUUCUAUCAGAAUCUGAGGACCCAAAAUCUAGGGUUUUCUGUUCUUCCUUGGGGAUCUGAAGGCAUGCAGUCCAAGUCUGAAACUGCAAAUAGACUGAGGUCAGAUCCUCAUACCUUUCAGUCUGGUGGUGUUUAUUCUGAGCCUUGGUGGCGUGGUAUUGGGUACAAUCCCUUGGCCCAAACAAUGGCUGGGGCAAAUGCGUCCAAUUCGUCGUCUCUUGAAUGUCCUAAUGGUGAUUCAGAAUCCAAUGAAGAAGGCCAGUCAUUGUCCAAUAGUGGAAUGAAUGAGGAAGAUGAUGAUGCCACUAAGGAUUCACAGCCUGCUGCUCCUAAUGAACCAGGAAAUUAUGGGCAAGAACAGCAAGGGAUGCAGCACACAGCAUCAUCUGCACCUUCCAUGCGCGAAGAAUGCCUUACACAGGCGCCACAGCUGGAACUUGUUGGUCAUUCAAUUGCAUGUGCUACAAAUCCUUAUCAGGAUCCGUAUUAUGGGGGCAUGAUGGCAGCUUAUGGUCACCAACAGAUGGGAUAUGCUCCUUUUAUAGGAAUGCCUCAUGCCAGAAUGCCUUUGCCGCUUGAGAUGGCUCAAGAGCCUGUGUAUGUUAAUGCCAAACAGUACCAAGGAAUUCUGAGGAGAAGACAGGCUCGUGCUAAAGCAGAGCUUGAAAAGAAGCUAAUAAAAUCUAGAAAGCCAUAUCUGCAUGAA
Cajanus cajan (pigeon pea) is the source of this 959-nucleotide messenger RNA. Lineage: Eukaryota; Viridiplantae; Streptophyta; Magnoliopsida; Fabales; Fabaceae. The record is from RefSeq and is a predicted model, not a curated record.